Molecule: messenger RNA, 2289 nt
Organism: Carya illinoinensis
Lineage: Eukaryota; Viridiplantae; Streptophyta; Magnoliopsida; Fagales; Juglandaceae
Product: patellin-3-like
Exons: 4
Coding region: 183-2027 (614 amino acids)
Molecular function (GO): lipid binding
Source: RefSeq, a predicted model, not a curated record
CAUUCCUUCCCACGACCCUUUCCCACAACCCCCCCUCUCUCUCUGAUUAACUUCUCUUAUUCUGUAUAUCAUCAUAUUUAUAGUUUGAGAACGUGCUAGCUCUUUCUCAUCCCUGUCAAGUUCUAAAUCUUUAGCAGUUUUCAGGUACUGUUUUUAGAGUUGGAACUAAAUAAUCAUUCGGCAUGGCUGAGGAAUCUGUUCAAAAGCAAGGCCAAGAGACAUUGACACAAGAAGAGGUGGUGGUCACUGAUGUUGCACAGGCUGAGAAAGCCAACACAAAGGUGGAGAAGGAGCCUCAGUCAACGCAUGUACCAGAGACUGAGGAGCCCGUGAAGCCUAGGACUGUCGAAGAAGAGCCUGCCGUAGAGAAUGACAUGUCCACAAAGCCUGCUGACAAUGAUGAGAAGAUGAUCCCACAAUCGGUUUCUUUCGAGGAAGAGAGCACCAGAGUUGCUGAUCUUUCUGAGACCGAGAAAAAGGCACUUGAACAGCUUAAGCAGCUCAUCCAAGACGCGCUCAACAAGCAUGAGUUCACUACUCUGGCUUCAUCUCCAACGCCGCCAUCACUACCGAAAAAAGAAGAAAAGCCAGCGGCUGUAGAGGAAAGAGAGGAGGAGAAACCCGCUGAAGAAAAGCCAUCCGAAGUGACUGCUGAUGUUCCUCCAAUGGCACCGGAAGAAUCCACAAAGCCAGAAUCAGAAACUUUAGAAGAAACUAAGGAUGAAGCAGAAAAGAAGGCAGAACCAGAAAAUGAAACAACAGUCGCGGAACAACAAACAGAAACAGCGGUGGUUACAAAAGUCAUUAAAGAGAAGGUGGCUGCGGAUUCUGUAGAUGAUGACGGUGCAAAGACUGUGGAAGCCAUAGAAGAAACCAUUGUGGCGGUCUCUUCUUCAGUACCACAGGAGCAGCCUCCUCCACCUCAAACAAAAGAUGCGGAAGGUCUGAAGGCUGCUACACCUCCGGAACCGGAAGAAAAAGAUGCCAAAGCCCCUCUGUCUCCGGAGGAGGUCUCUAUCUGGGGUAUACCAUUACUGGCCGAUGAGAGGAGCGAUGUCAUUCUCUUGAAAUUUCUCCGAGCGAGAGAUUUCAAGGUGAAAGAUGCGUUCUCUAUGAUCAAGAACACCGUACGCUGGAGGAAAGAGUUUGGGAUCGAUAAGUUGCUUGAAGAAGACCUGGGCAGUGAUUUAGAGAAGGUGGUGUUCAUGCACGGCUUUGACAAGGAAGGACACCCCGUGUGCUACAAUGUCUAUGGGGAAUUCCAAAGCAAGGAGCUCUACCAGAAAACAUUUUCCGAUGAAGAGAAGAGGCAGAGAUUCUUGAGGUGGAGAAUUCAAUUCCUGGAGAGGAGUAUCCGGAAGUUGGAUUUCACCCCAGGCGGUAUUUGCACUAUUGUUCAGGUCAAUGAUUUGAAGAAUUCUCCUGGGCCUGGGAAGUGGGAGCUUAGACAUGCAACCAAACAGGCCCUUCAACUUCUCCAAGAUAAUUAUCCUGAAUUUGUUGCCAAACAGGUGUUUAUCAAUGUCCCUUGGUGGUACCUGGCAGUCAACAGAAUGAUAAGCCCAUUCCUGACCCAGAGGACCAAAAGCAAGUUUGUUUUCGCUGGCCCUUCCAAGUCUGUGGGGACCCUUUCGAGGUACAUAGCUCCAGAACAGGUACCAAUCAAAUACGGAGGAUUAAGCAAAGAUGGUGAAUUUGGCACAACUGAUGCUGCCAAUGAGAUUACUAUUAGACCAGCAGCAAAGCACACAGUGGAAUUUCCAGUUACUGAGUCCUGCCUUCUCUCUUGGGAGGUCCGAGUAGUGGGAUGGGAGGUGAGGUACGGUGCAGAAUUUGUGCCAAGUGCUGAAGAAAGUUACACUGUGAUCAUACAGAAGGCUAGAAAGGUUGCCUCAUCGGAAGAACCAGUUGUUUGCAAUAGCUUCAAGAUUAGUGAGCCUGGCAAGGUGGUACUGACCAUUGACAAUCCUACCUCUAAGAAGAAAAAGCUCCUUUACCGCUUGAAGACCAAGCCUUCUUCUGAUUGAAUAAACUGAUUGCUAGAGGAAAGGAGGGAAAGAAAAAAUAACUCUAAAGAUUGCUCUGCUUAAAGUCCUUCAUCCAAUUCCAUCAUCAUCAUCAUCAGAGCUUGAAGAAUGGGGUUCGUUGAUUAUAGAUAGGGAAAGCAAAUAUAUUUGUUGAAAGUGGUUCGUGUUUCUUUUGUUUUGUUUUUGUUUACCUUAAUGUGGAAUUAUACAGUUUGUGUUUCUUUAUUAAAUAUGAGUAUUUGAUUAAUUAAAUUUUUUUCAA